Messenger RNA from Nymphaea colorata (pocket water lily), 4902 nucleotides. Its product is annotated as DNA topoisomerase 2. Gene Ontology annotation, molecular function: DNA binding; DNA topoisomerase type II (double strand cut, ATP-hydrolyzing) activity; ATP binding. The transcript has 20 exons. Lineage: Eukaryota; Viridiplantae; Streptophyta; Magnoliopsida; Nymphaeales; Nymphaeaceae. The coding region runs from base 106 to 4635 and encodes 1509 amino acids. The record is from RefSeq and is a predicted model, not a curated record. Gene Ontology annotation, cellular component: nucleus. Gene Ontology annotation, biological process: resolution of meiotic recombination intermediates; DNA topological change; sister chromatid segregation.
GAACUUUGGCUUUCCCUCUCCGGGGUCCCUUUUGUUCUCUCUCCCUCUCUCGCUCCCUUCCUGUCGUUCUCGCGCCGACACAAGCUCUGUGUCGAACCAUUUACAAUGGCAAUCACCAAGAAGCCAUUGCAGCCCAGCAAUGUCCUGAAUGCAAGUUCGCCAGAGCCGGCACCGGGCGAGAGCCUAAAGCCGGCGAUGGCUGGAUCUCGACCGGCAAUGACCAUCGAGGAGAUGUACCAAAAGAAGAGUCAACUGGAACACAUCCUCCUCCGCCCAGAUACCUAUAUUGGCUCCGUAGAGAAGCACACGCAGUCGCUCUGGGUCUUUGAAGGCAACCAGAUGGUCUACCGGCCUAUCACCUACGUCCCGGGCCUCUACAAGAUCUUCGAUGAGAUCCUUGUCAACGCGGCCGAUAACAAGCAGAGGGAUCCGUCCAUGGACUCCGUCAAGGUCGACAUCGACGUCGAGCAGAACUGCAUCAGUGUUUACAACAAUGGAGACGGAGUCCCGGUUGAGAUCCAUCAGGAGGAAGGAGUGUAUGUGCCAGAAAUGAUUUUUGGGCACCUACUGACGAGCAGCAACUAUGACGAUACGGUUAAGAAGACGACCGGAGGGAGAAAUGGGUACGGCGCGAAGCUUACGAAUAUAUUCUCCACCGAGUUCGUCAUAGAGACGGCAGAUGGGAAAAGGCAGAAGAAAUAUAAGCAGGUUUUCACAAAUAAUAUGGGAAACAAAUCAGACCCUUGCAUAACCAAGUGCAAAGAAAGAGAAAAUUGGACAAAGGUUACGUUUAAGCCUGAUUUGGCAAAAUUCAACAUGGCCCAUCUGGAAGAGGAUGUUGUAGCUCUAAUGAAGAAGCGAGUGAUGGAUCUCGCAGGUUGUCUUGGCAAAAGCGUGAAGGUUGAACUGAAUGGGCAACGAUUACCUGUGAAAUCCUUCGGAGACUAUGUCAAUCUCUACCUGGAAUCGGCAUCCAAAUCCAGACCAGAGCCUCUCCCAAGAAUUAUGGAGAAAGUAAAUGGGAGAUGGGAGAUAUGUGUGAGUUUAAGUGAAGGACAAUUCCAGCAGGUGAGCUUCGUCAACAGCAUUUCUACCAUUAAAGGUGGAACCCAUGUUGAACAUGUGACAAGCCAAAUAACGAACCAUAUACUCAGCAUAGUAAACAAGAAGAAUAAAAAUGCCGGCAUGAAAGCCCAUACUGUAAGGAACCACCUAUGGGUUUUUGUCAAUUCUCUUAUUGACAAUCCAGCUUUUGACUCACAAACCAAGGAGACACUGACGACUCGUCAAGGAAGUUUUGGUUCAAAAUGCGAGCUUUCACAAGAGUUUCUGAAGAAAGUGGCCAAAUCUGGAGUUGUAGAGAGUUUGCUUUCAUGGGCAGACUUCAAACAGAGUAAAGAUCUCAAGAAGACUGAUGGGACUAAAAGACAAAGGCUUACUGGAAUUACAAAGCUAGAAGAUGCUAAUGACGCAGGAGGAAAGAACUCUGAGAAAUGCACUUUGAUUUUGACUGAAGGAGAUUCAGCCAAGGCUCUUGCGAUGGCUGGUAUCUCAGUCGUUGGACGAAAUCAUUAUGGAGUUUUCCCAUUGAGAGGAAAAUUGUUAAAUGUAAGAGAAGCUAGUCAUAAACAAAUCAUGGAGAAUGCAGAGAUCCAGAACAUCAAAAGAAUUCUUGGGCUGCAGCAUGGGAAAGAGUAUGACAAUCUCAAAUCCCUUCGAUAUGGCCAUCUUAUGAUCAUGACUGAUCAGGACCAUGAUGGUUCUCACAUUAAAGGGCUGCUGAUAAAUUUUAUACACUCUUUCUGGCCGUCACUGCUGAGAAUACCCUCUUUCAUGGUGGAAUUUAUAACUCCAAUAGUAAAGGCUACAAACAAGAACGGCAAGGUGUUGUCCUUUUAUUCCAUGCCCGAGUAUGAAUCGUGGAAGGAAACUUUGGGGGGAAACACCCGUGGUUGGACUAUCAAAUACUAUAAGGGGUUGGGUACAAGUACCUCUAAAGAAGGAAAAGAAUAUUUCAAAGAUAUUCACAAACACAAGAAAGAAUUCGUAUGGGAGGAUCACCACGAUGGAGAUGCAAUUGAAUUGGCGUUCAGCAAGAAAAAAGUGGAGGAGAGAAAGACUUGGCUUAAACAAUACCAGGAAGGAACCUAUCUUGAUCAGAAUGAAAAACUCAUCAGUUACAGAGAUUUUGUGAACAAAGAGCUGAUUCUGUUCUCUCGUGCUGACCUAGAAAGAUCCAUUCCCUCUAUGCUUGACGGCCUGAAACCAGGGCAAAGGAAAAUCCUUUUCUGCUCUUUCAAACGCAAUUUUGUAUCACAGGCUAAGGUUGCACAAUUCUCUGGUUAUGUGUCGGAGCACUCUGCUUAUCAUCAUGGUGAACAGAGUCUUGCCAGUACUAUCAUCGGCAUGGCCCAAGAUUAUGUAGGCAGCAACAAUAUUAACCUUUUAAUGCCACUAGGACAAUUUGGUACCAGAAAUCAAGGAGGCAAAGAUCAUGCCAGUGCAAGAUAUAUUUUCACUUGCAUGUCGCCUUUGACACGCUUCCUGUUCCCUAAAGAUGAUGAUAUUCUUCUUGACUACCUGAAGGAAGAUGGACAGUCAAUCGAACCAAAAUGGUACAUGCCUAUCAUACCCUUGGUCUUGGUUAAUGGAAGCGAAGGGAUUGGGACUGGCUGGAGCUCUUACAUCCCAAAUUACAACCCAAGAGAAAUUGUUGCUAAUGUCAAACGACUACUAAGUGGAGAACCUAUGCAACCUAUGGAUCCAUGGUACAAAGGUUUCAAGGGGACCAUUGAGAAAACUUCCACAAAGGAUGCUGGGGCGACUUACACAGUUAGCGGCAUUGUAGAACAAAUAAAUGAAACAACCUUGAGAAUUACAGAGCUCCCUGUUCGUAAAUGGACUCAGGAUUACAAGGAAUUUCUAGAGUCCAUGAUGACUGGAAAUGAAAAGAUGAAACCAUUCAUCAAAGACUACAAGGAGUACAAUACAGACACAAGAGUACAUUUUGAAGUUUUCCUGUCCGCGGAAAACAUGAAUAUUUCUCUUCAAGAGGGUUUGUUAAAGAGGUUCAAGCUCACGACUACCAUCAGCACUAGCAAUAUGCACCUCUUUGAUGCAGACGGCAGUAUCAAGCGAUAUGAUAAUCCCGAGAAAAUUCUGGAGGAAUUUGUUCCCCUCAGGAGAGCUUUCUAUGAGAAAAGAAAGAGAGUUUUACUGGAUAAUCUUUCUCAAGAGCUCUCAAAAUUGGACAACAAAGUGAGGUUCAUCCUUGGGGUGGUAAAAGGAGAGAUAAUAGUAAACAACAGAAAGAGAGCAGAACUGUUGGAUGAAUUGCACAGAAAAGGCUUCACCAAAUUCCCAAAAAAAAACAAGAAUGUUGAUGCUGCGGCUGCAGGGGCAACACCAGAUGGUGAGGAUCAUGAAGAAAGCGACGAGAAGGGCUAUGAGUAUCUACUUUCAAUGGCAAUCGGGACCUUGACACUUGAAAAGGUGCAAGAGCUCUGUGCGCAGAGGGACAAACUCCAUGAUGAAGUUGAAGAGCUGAAUAAGGCCACUCCUGAGUCAUUAUGGCUUAGGGAUCUUGACGCUUUCUUGGUUCAGUUGGAUGCUCAAGCCUUGCAAGAAGCGAAAGAUGAGGAGUAUGAGCUGAAUAACAUGGCUGGUGACGCUGCUAGGAUAUUCAGGCAAGUUGGAAAAAAACAGAGAAAUAAUAACAGCAGAAAAGCGGCAGCUAAUGUCACUGAACAGAUGGAAGUUGAAGGUGAAGCUUCGAGCAGUACAGCCACAGAAACAGUGAAAGUUGCAGAGCCACCCAAGCAACCUCGGAAGAGAGCACCGAAGAAGCCUGCUGCGAAGAAGUCUGUAAAAAGCGAUGAAGAGGAAGAUGAAGAACUACUUGAGCUCAAGGACCGGCUGCAAAAAUAUAACCUCAACUCUUCACCUUCAGAUCAAUCUGCCAUGGAUAGCGAAACUGUCGUUGGGCAAAGAAAGGAGCCUAGCAGAAGGGCUUCACAGAAGCCACAACCAGUUUACACAGAGAUCUCCGACGAUGAUGAGCAUGCAGAACAAUUGAAUACAGUUCCCGAGGAAGAUAAAGUUGUUAUUGAUGCCAAACAAAAGCAGCAGCCUCGGAAGCCAAGAGGGAAAAAUAAGGUAGUCGCCAGUGAUGACGAUUUUGAUGAAGCAGAAGAUUCCGGUUCCGAGUUCGAAGCUCCUUUGGCUGCCGAUAAGAUGAAAAAGGGAAGAGGGAAAACAACAACCAAUAAAACCAUGUCAAGCACUGCACCUAAUGGCAAUGUAGGGGGGAAAAAGAAGAGAGGAGGCGCUAGUACCAAGCCAAUUUUGGGGCAGAAACAUAUUGACGAACUUCUGAGACCCAUGGAAAAAAUUGGGAUUUCACCAGAAAAGAAGGUUAGGAAGAUGAGGCCGUCCCCUUUCAACAAAAAGAGCGGCUCUGUGAUGGGUAGGGCAACAAGCAGCACUGAGCUGAGCGAGGAAAGUUCUGACUUUGAGGAAGAGGUGGUUGAGAUUCCAACAAGGGCGAGGCCGCAGAGGAAGAGGGCCGUAACCAAGUAUGUCAUCAGCGACUCUGAGGAUGAUGAGCAGGAUGAUUCUGACUUUGAUAAAGAAUAAUCGUGUAACAUGUUCUAUGUAGAUUAGUACUAUUUUUACUCCUUGUCCGUGGCUGAUUUUUCAGAAUGUUUCCAGUAGUUCUUGGGUAGUUAACUCUUCCUUCUGCUAGCAUCCAAUUUGGGAAGAGCUCUGGUUUAAAGAGUGGGGAGCUUUUUUGUGUUCCCUCUUUUUCAACUGUGAUUUUAGGAUCCAUGUGGGCAGGACAUACCUGGAGGAUUUGAUAUGGUUGGUAGAAUAAAAAUGGCAAAACCGGCUUAUUUGGAUCGA